Molecule: messenger RNA, 2236 nt
Organism: Perognathus longimembris pacificus (Pacific pocket mouse)
Lineage: Eukaryota; Metazoa; Chordata; Mammalia; Rodentia; Heteromyidae
Gene: Polr3g
Product: RNA polymerase III subunit G
Exons: 8
Coding region: 145-816 (223 amino acids)
Biological process (GO): transcription by RNA polymerase III; cell population proliferation
Cellular component (GO): RNA polymerase III complex
Source: RefSeq, a predicted model, not a curated record
UCGCUGGCCGCGUGGAGGUCCCGAGCGCCCCUGUCUCCUGCCCGCCCGCACUCGUUUCCUGGCCGGCGAGCACCUGGGCUGCACAACUUUACCCCAGAUUGGAGACUUCAGGGAGCAGCUGCUGUCCUGCUGAAACUACUUCUGAUGGCUGGGAAUAAGGGAAGAGGACGUGCUGCUUAUACCUUUAAUAUUGAGGCUGUUGGAUUUGGCCGAGGUGAAAAGCUACCUGAUGUAGUUUUGAAACCACCCCCACUAUUUCCUGAUACAGAUUAUAAGCCAGUGCCACUGAAAACAGGAGAAGAUGAAGAUUAUAUGUUGGCCUUGAAACAGGAAUUGAGAGAAACGGUGAAGAGAAUGCCUUAUUUUAUAGAAACACCUGAAGAAAAACAAGAUAUUGAACGGUACAGUAAAAGAUACAUGAAGGUAUACAAAGAAGAAUGGAUACCAGAUUGGAGAAGGCUCCCAAGAGAGAUGUUGCCAAGGAAACACUGCAAAAAAGUGGGCCUGAAAUCAAAGAAGGCAGAAGAUCCAGGCAAAGGGGCUUCACUCCCUAAUGCUGCAGAUGUGCUGAAGAAAAUAGAGGAAUUGGAGAAGAGAGGUGACGGAGAGAAAUCAGAUGAGGAAAAUGAAGAGAAAGAAGGAAACAAAGAGAAAAGUAAAGAAGGUGAUGAUGAGGAUGAUGAUAAUGAUGCAGAUCAGGAGGACUAUGAUGAAGAAGAGCAAGAGGAGGAAAAUGACUACAUUAACUCCUACUUUGAUAACGGAGAUGACUUCGGUGUAGACAGUGAUGACAACAUGGAUGAAGCAACCUAUUAGCUAAGAAACCUCUCCAAGUUUUGGUACAGUUUCUGAGCAUUUAGAACUUGAUUUGUGUUUUAUUUCUGAUAAUGGAUGAGUGACAUAUCUUGUGUCCCUGUUUUAGUUGACAAAUGUUGCCAGAACAUGCAGAAUCACUGUUGAUGAUCUAAUUACCUUGUAGUCUGGCACUUUUGACAUUCCUCAACACCUCUGCCAUCUUUCAUUAUGUAUGCUAGUGCAGUUUUAGCAUCUCUUAAUCUAUGCAUUCAUACUUGAACAAACCCAUGUUUAACUGCUGAUUUUUUUUGUAAAAUUACUAGUCAGAAUGGACUUCUACUAAUUCAGCACAUAGAGCACUUUAAAAACACAGAAACUUGAAAAUUAUUUUUUACUUUUACAUCGUAUGUUCUGUAUUACUAUGAACUUAUGCUAUAUAAAUCUAUGAGAGGUUUUGUGAUGGAAAACAAACUCAUGGAAACAUAUCAACCUGAGAUGAACAGUUUCAUCAGUGAGCACAGAGGCUUUCACAUGGGGUGAGUAUGAGAAAUACUUGGCUUUGGGGAUAACUUUGGGUCGUACAAUAUGUGUGAGUUAAUGGUCUCACUGUAAUAAGUUUUAAAUCUGCAAAAUACUGGGCUUCUAUUUAAUUCAGUUCUUUAUGUCUGGGAUUGGAAAGUACUGGUUGGAAAAUUGUAAAGUAUAAACUUCACAGAAGAAUGUUUGCAUGUGAACUUGGUGUAGAGGCCCUUUUGUUUCACAGGAUGCAGUGAUCAGUGAUGCAAAAUGAAGAUUGAUCUUUUUGUUUAAGUUACAAGCUAGUUUCCCUGCCAUUUUAUAUAUUUGGGGGAAAACCCAGACAAUUCAAACUCCAAAGACUUUAAAAUGCCAAAGAUUUUCAAGGAAGUUUGUGUUAUAUACUUCAAAAAUGAUUUGCUAAUAUUACCAAAAGAAAGUUUAAUUUACUUUUGCCUUUGGAAAGGCAUAUCAGCCAUUACUCUCUAACCUGAGAAUUGGAACCCUUCAUUAUCUUUCUACUUAUAAUACUAAGUUCAACUUUGAAACUGUGCUUGGUUGUUUCUGUGCCUUAGUUUCUCCAUUUGUAAACAAUUUCUUAUAAAAUUGUUUAAAUACUAACCAGAUUACACACACACACACACACACACACACACACACACACACACACACACACACUUGAAAGGUAACAAAACCAGUUUGAGAAACAAAUGUUUUCCUCAUCAAGUAAGUUUACUCAUUUUUCCCAUCUUGUAUUUGUGGAGAAAAUUUGUAUGUCACAUACAAUCUUAUAAUGCUCAGGAAAAAGAUCACAUUCAAUGCAAUAUACUUUCUCAAGUAAUUCAAGGUGGGUGUGAGAACCCAUCUUGUUUAGUGCUUUACUUAUCAUGCAGGUGACUGCUGACUUCGUGUUUAAAGGGGCUUA